UCCGUUAGCUUCUCCCAUUAUCCGUACUCCUUUCCCCCCUUCUGCUCGAACUUGCUUUCUUCUACCGUUAAUAUACAAUUUUCAAGAAUCGACAGUAGCAACAACACCUUCUUUCAUGGCUGCCUUGAAAAACUACCAAAAUCCUCUCUGUCUUAUCCAUUUCCAUCACCCUUCUUCUUCUUCUUCUUCGCCAUCACGUAAAUCCAUCCGCCUUCAAAGCCUUCAUCUCACUCCAGAAAGCAAGCUUCUCGUCAUCAGACUCUCAAAGAAAGCUAGGGUUCCACAAUCUAUCGGCCAUGCGGAAGUAAACCGCUCGAUCCGCUGCUUUUGCCAGCAGAUUCAAGCAAAUGGACAGGAAUCCAUAGUAGCAGAGGGCGAACGUCCUCCAUUCGAUCUCAAUCUCGCCGUCGUUCUCGCCGGGUUCGCCUUUGAAGCAUAUUCAAGCCCGUCGAAAGAUGUAGGUAAGCGCGAAAUAGAUGCAGCAGAUUGCCAGACAGUUUUUCUUUCAGAGUUGUUUGUGCGUGAAGUGUAUGAUGGACAGUUGUUUAUAAAGUUGAAAAAAGGCUUUGAUUUCCCUGCCAUGGAUCCAUGGGGAACAAGUGAUCCAUACGUCGUCAUACAAUUUGAUGGGCAGGUUGCAAAAAGCAAGAUCAAAUGGGCGACAAAAGAGCCAAUAUGGAAUGAGGAUUUCACUAUAAACAUCAAGAAACCCCCUAUGAAAAAUUUACAGGUUGCUGCUUGGGAUGCAAACCUUGUAACCCCACACAAACGCAUGGGUAAUGCAGUAGUUAAUCUGGAAUCCUUUUGUGAUGGAAACUCUCACGAGGUGCUAGUGGAAUUGGAGGGCAUGGGAGGUGGUGGAAAGGUCCAUUUAGAGCAGGUCAUGUACAAAAGCUUCGAGGACAUUGAUAAAGAGAAACAAUGGUGGAGAAUACCUAUUGUCUCGGAGUUUCUUAUGAAGAACAGUUUUGCAUCUGCCUUGAAAAAGGUUCUUGGUUCUGAUAGUGUACAAGCCAGUGAGUUUGUGCAGUUUGCAUUUGGGCAGUUAAGAUCAUUGAAUUAUGCAUACUUUCAAAGUGAUCGGUUCUCCAAUGGUGAUAGCCAUGACAUGGAAGGCUCUGGAAAAUCUGUAAAUCCCAUUGGUGAUUUGUCAAAUCAGUCUUCACUGCAGGAGAGUAGAUCUGAAGAUUCUGUAGAUAAAUUGAGCUUUGAGAAAGAUAAUAAUCCACUGAAGUUUGGUGUUGAUACUGAUGUUAGAGAUAAUGGGAGUAACUCUUUGUUGAAGAUGAAAAGUGACGAUUCUAUGGAAUCAGAUGCAUAUUUUUGGAAAAACUUAGCUGAUGUUAUCAAUCAAGCUGUUGUCCAGAAGCUGGGUUUUUCUGUUCCAGAGAAAAUUAAGUGGGAUGGAUUUGAGUUAUUAAAGAACAUGAGUUCGGUGGCCAGGACGAUUGCGGAGGCACAGUAUGUUGAAUCAGGACUUGCAAGUCCAAAAGUUAAGGACAAUGAUGAUGCCACAAGUGACUUGCAAUCUACUGUGAACAGGCAUCACUCUUCAUUACCAGAUAUUAAGACGGCAUCGUUGGAUUUGUUAAGGCAGACAGAUGCUAUUUUUGGAGCACUGAUGGUCCUGGCUGCAACAUUUUCUCAACAAAAAAAGGAAGCGUAUUCAAUGGAAAAGAAUGGGAGUAAAAGAGAUGCUUCUAUCAUGGUGGAUGUGAGUACAGGGUAUUCAACUAAUGAAAAUGUGGAUUCAUCUCUUGAGAGAUCAGCGCUAGAUCAGAAAAAAGCAGAGGAGAUGAAGGAAUUGUUCAUAACUGCAGAGAGUGCCAUGGAGGCUUGGGCUAUGCUUGCCACUUCAUUGGGCCGUCCAAGUUUCAUUAAAUCUGAAUUUGAGAAGAUAUGUUUUCUAGAUAAUCCGUCCACUGAUACACAGGUGGCCAUCUGGCGUGAUUCUCUUCGGAAAAGAUUAGUUGUUGCUUUCAGGGGAACUGAACAAUCAAGAUGGAAGGAUUUGCGAACAGAUUUAAUGCUAGCUCCAGCUGGGCUAAACCCUGAGAGGAUAGGUGGUGACUUUAAUCAAGAAGUUCAGGUUCACAGUGGGUUUUUGAGCGCAUAUGAUUCAGUCAUGAAUAGAAUAAUGUCUCUCAUCAAAAUUUCAAUAGGUUUUGUAGAUGAUGGUUUGGAAACUAUGCCCAAGUGGCAUGUUUAUGUGACUGGUCAUAGUUUAGGUGGUGCACUGGCGACCCUUCUUGCUCUUGAGCUUUCAUCGAGUCAAAUGGCAAAGUGCGGUGCAAUUUCUGUUACCAUGUAUAACUUUGGUUCUCCCAGGGUCGGGAAUAAAAGAUUUGCAGAAGUAUAUAAUGAGAAAGUCAAAGAUAGCUGGAGAAUUGUGAAUCACAGAGAUAUUAUCCCAACAGUCCCACGGCUGAUGGGAUAUUGCCACGUGGCUCAGCCUGUUUAUCUUGCUGCUGGAGAUUUAGAGGAUGCUUUGGAAAAUAUGGAACUUCUAGGAGACGGCUAUCAAGGCGAUCUAAUUGGGGAGUACACACCUGAUGUUCUUGUCAGCGAGUUUAUGAAAGGAGAGAAGGAACUUGUUGAAAAGAUUUUGCAAGCUGAGAUAAAUCUCUUCCGUUCAAUCAGAGAUGGGACUGCACUUAUGCAGCAUAUGGAAGACUUCUACUAUAUCACACUAUUAGAGAUAUUGUUUUCAGGAAUUCUUGUGAUUGCUUGGCUGAGUUCAGUGACAGGCUGUCUACCCGACAUUAACCCUGACAUCGGUUUGGGACUGGCUAGCAAAUCAUACCAGACAGUUUAUAAUAAUCGAUUUUGGGACUGGCUAGUAAAUCAUAACUUUACAUGGGAUUGGGACUGGCUAGCAAAUCAUACCAAACAAAGUUUAUAAUAAUCCAUUUUAGGAUAAAUUCAUCAAUGGCGGCAUGAUUAUGUUCUGAGAUGCAUGGUUAUGAAAUAUGCAUUAGAUGUGAGUCAUGUAACUGUCUUCUUGAAGCACCUUUCCAAAUUUCAUGCCCCCGUUUAGCCUUCAGCACUUUAUUUAAAGUGGCAGAUAUAUUUGGUUGUGCUGUCCCUACCCUGUCGAUAAAUUACUAUUCCGGCAUCAUCUUAUAAUAGAGUUGACUAUGAGAGCAAUUGCUAGAUGAUUGGGUAAAAGAGAGUAUAAACUCCUGCCUUAGAAACAAAAGAAAGCUUUUUGUAUACACCAAUCGGUUAAACAAAGGCAGCCUUUUUAUCCAAAAUAUAUUGUUAAGAUAUUUAGGGGGCGUUUGGAUUGUUAGUUACUUACGAUAAGCUACUUAUCCUCAAGUAGCUUAUCUUGGUUUCUACUUAUUAAGCUGAAGUGAUUAAGUACCUUUAAGUAAAAAAAGUUCGUAUAAUUGAUCUUAAACCAAACUUCUCUACUGCUGUAAGUAGAAAAAGUAACUUAUUUGGUGGUAUCCAAACGGGCCCUUAAUUAAACAUAUCUGGGUCAAUCUGCAUAAAAAGUGCCGACUUAUGAAAUGGGGAUCAGGUAUUCACAUGUUUGCAAUGUAAACAAGCAUGUAGACAUAAAAUCAUGUUUUAUUUAUUUCAUUGGCAUCAAAUUUCCUUG
Molecule: messenger RNA, 3607 nt
Organism: Magnolia sinica
Lineage: Eukaryota; Viridiplantae; Streptophyta; Magnoliopsida; Magnoliales; Magnoliaceae
Exons: 18
Coding region: 116-2902 (928 amino acids)
Biological process (GO): lipid metabolic process
Source: RefSeq, a predicted model, not a curated record